UUCCAUACAGGAAGCUGGAUUCCUCCCUACCUAGCUGUCAACAAAGGGCACAACUGUCAGAAUCACACAAUUCCUGGGAAAAAGUCGGCGCUGUGGCCGGCUGUGGGUCAUCGGUCUAACUCGUAUUUGUGCGCACCGCUCGGCCAAGUGCGAUCAUGGCGACGACCGCUCAGCUGUUCGAGGAGCCGUUUGAUGCAGACGAAUACAUAGAGAGGCUGGCCUGGAGAACGCCUGGCGGAGGCUCAAAGGGCGGGGCGGAGGCGUUUGACCCCAAAAGGCUGCUGGAGGAGUUUGAGAACCACAUCGAGGAGCUGAAGCAGCUGGACGAGAAGCUCCAGCGGCGGGUGGAGAAGCUGGAGCACCAGUGCCACCGCGAGGCCAAAGAGUUUGCACACAAAGUCCAGGACCUGCAGCGGAGUAACCAGGUGGCCUUCCAGCACUUCCAGGAGCUGGACGAGCACAUCAGCUACGUGGCCACCAAGGUGUGUCACCUUGGUGACCAGCUGGAGGGGGUGAACACCCCCCGCCAGCGGGCGGUGGAGGCACAGCGCCUCAUGACCUACUUCAACGAGUUUCUGGACGGAGAGCUGCGCAGUGACGUCUUCCACAACCCGGAGAAGAUUAAGGAGGCGGCUGAUAUCAUUCAGAAGCUGCACCUCAUUGCCCAGGAGCUGCCGUUUGACAGAUUUGCAGAUGUCAAGGCAAAGAUCGCCAGUAAGUACCAUGACCUGGAGCGCCAGUUGAUCCAGGAGUUCACUGCGGCUCAGAGGAGGGGGGAAAUCGGACGCAUGCGUGAGGUAGCAGCGGUCCUGCUACAUUUCAAGGGAUAUGCACACUGCGUGGACGUGUACAUCAAGCAAUGCCAGGAGGGAGCCUACCUGAGGAACGAUGUGUUUGAGGACACUGGGACCCUCUGCCAGAGAGUAAACAAGCAGGUCGGGGAGGUGUUCAGCAGCCCGGAGGCUGUCAUGGCCAAACUCAUCCAGAACAUCUUUGAGAACAAAUUACAGGCCCACGUGAAGGAGAAGCUGGACGGGACCAGACACUCGGACGCGGAGCAGUACCUGAAGAACCUCUAUGACCUUUACAGCAGGACGACUGCAUUGGCAGCCAAGCUGACUGAGUUCAACCUAGGCUCAGACAAGCACACGUUCCUGUCCAAGCUUAUCAAAAACAUCUUCUCCUGCUACCUGGAAAGCUACAUCGACAUGGAAAAAGACUACCUUCGCAACCGCAGCGCCAUGAUCCUCCAGCGCUACUACGACUCCAAGAACCACCAGAAACGGCCCAUCGGCGGCGGCAGCAUCCAGGAGCUGAAGGAGAGGAUCCGGCAGCGCACCAACCUGCCCCUGGGCCCCAGCAUCGACACCCACGGGGAGACCUUCCUCUCUCAGGAGGUGGUGGUCAACCUGCUGCAGGAGACGCGGCACGCCUUCGAGAGGUGCAACCGGCUGUCAGAUCCCUCUGACCUGCCCAAGAACGCCUUCUCCAUCUUCCUGCUGCUGGUGGAGCACCUGUGUGUCGAUCACAUCGACUACGCUCUGGAGAUCGGCCUGUCGGCGAUCCCCUCAGCGGAUGCCAAGAACGCCAACCUGUACUUCCUGGACGUGGUGCAGCAAGCCAACACCAUCUUCCACCUGUUUGACAAGCAGUUCAACGACCACCUCAUGCCUCUCAUAAGCUCUUCUCCUAAGCUGACAGAAUGUCUGCAUAAGAAGAAAGAGACGAUCGAACAGAUGGAAGUCAAACUGGACACGGGCAUAGACAGGACGCUGAACUGCAUGGUGGGCCAGAUGAAGCACAUCCUGGCCACAGAGCAGAAGAAGACCGACUUCAGGCCGGAGGACGAGAACAACGUCAUGAUCCAGUACACCACUGCGUGCUCCAAGGUGUGUGCGUACGUGAGCCGGCAGGUGGACCGCGUGCGCAAGUCGAUGGACGGCAAGAACGUGGACACGGUGCUGAUGGAGCUGGGCGUGCGCUUCCACCGCCUCAUCCACGAGCACCUGCAGCAGUACGGCUACAGCUCCAUGGGAGGCAUGCUGGCCAUCUGCGACGUGGCCGAGUACCGGCGCUGCGCCAAGGACUUCAGGGUGCCCCUGGUGCUGCAGCUCUUUGACACGCUCCACGCCCUGUGCAACCUGCUGGUGGUCGCCCCCGACAACCUGAAGCAGGUGUGCUCCGGCGAGCAGCUGACGAACCUGGACCGGAACCUGCUGCACGCCUUCGUUCAGCUGCGGGUGGACUACCGGCCCUCGCGACUGGGCCGCCACUUCAGCUAGUGGCCGAGUUCCAGCGUGUCGCCAUCGAGACUUCCGUCCAAUCGCAUUAAAGCCCCACCCCCUUCCUGGCUCCAUUCUCCCACACACAACACACCCCCCCCCCCCCCUCGCCCCUACCUUCAGACCGGCAUCCAGGACCUUCACCUCUUCGAUCGGGGAUAUGUGCAUUUAGGGUUGAUUGCCCCGUUCCCUCUCCCGCCACCCUGAAUACGUUUCAACUGUCAUUUGACUGAUAUUUCCUUUGUUUUUAGAUGCUAAUUCAAUUCUAAACAAAGCUGUGGCAAUUUUGUUUUGUUAUAAUUGUGCCAAAUAUAGUUCUGUGGCUGCCCUCACUUAAAGGACCGUGUGGCCGCUGUCGUACAAAAGGGAAAGGCUAGACUCCAGCGUGCUGCACUGGGAACCACCAGCACCUUGUGAAGAAAGAACAGACACGCACACAAACCUCCCCCCCCCCCCACCCAUAAGCACACGAGAGACACAUGACCGCCCUCCCUAAACCUUGACCCCUGACCCCCCCUCGCAGAGACAGAGGUCAGGAGGUCAUCACAGAGAAGUGUGAUUUUGGUCGGGGUGGAGGGUGCUGAGCGGGUCUGUGGGAACCUCCUGGGAGAACCGGGUGGAACCCACCUCAGUACGAGACCACGGGGUCACGGGGUCAACGAAGGGGGGGGCGCGGGGAUACGUGUCAAUGUAAUUGCGCAGGUCAACACCUGCUUGUCCAGCAGCGCUGCGCCGGGUAUGGACGGGAUCAGCGUAGACUCCGGGUCAGGGCACAGCGCCGAGGUCGCCCUGCGCUGAUGAGGGGAACACCAUGUUAAGUGGACUUCUUCACACAGGGCUUACCGGGGGGUUCAAUGUCAACAGUCUUCUGCAUCAUCCCGCCUGAUCCCUGAAAUUGUUGAGCUAAGCUAAGCUGUUCCCAGUAUACUGCUGCUUACCUUUUAAUCAAUGACUUAUUAAACAAAACAAACAAU
Messenger RNA from Gadus macrocephalus (Pacific cod), 3256 nucleotides. It is a transcript of the gene exoc5, whose product is annotated as exocyst complex component 5. The transcript has 18 exons. Bases 156 to 2282 code for a protein of 708 amino acids. Lineage: Eukaryota; Metazoa; Chordata; Actinopteri; Gadiformes; Gadidae. Gene Ontology annotation, cellular component: cytoplasm; exocyst. The record is from RefSeq and is a predicted model, not a curated record. Gene Ontology annotation, biological process: Golgi to plasma membrane transport; exocytosis.